AUGUCUUUCCAGGCGUUGUGGCGUUGUGCUGAUGCCCUUCGCAACCCGUUCAGGCCCGCAGGCUUGGGCUCUGUCCGUACGGCCACGAAGCACGCGGGAGGCACUGUCUCCAACCACGGCGGGUCUCCCGGAAAACGGCUCGGUGUGAAAAAGUUCUCUGAGGAGUAUGUCGUCCCCGGAAACAUCCUCGUCCGACAACGUGGAACGACGUUCCACGCAGGUCAACAUGUGAAGAUGGGCCGGGACCACACGCUCUAUGCCACUGUGCCCGGCUUUGUGCGUUUCUACCGCGUCCCUGGCUCAAGGAAAGACACCAAAUAUAUCGGUGUUGUGACGAACAAGGCGGAGAAGCUCCCUCGCGACGAGACAACAUACGGCCGCAGUCGCCACUUUGGAUUCGUGGACCUCAAUGCUUUGAAUGCAUCGCGGUCAUGA
Epithele typhae is the source of this 435-nucleotide messenger RNA. Its product is annotated as ribosomal L27 protein-domain-containing protein. The record is from RefSeq and is a predicted model, not a curated record. Gene Ontology annotation, biological process: translation. The coding region runs from base 1 to 435 and encodes 144 amino acids. Gene Ontology annotation, molecular function: structural constituent of ribosome. Gene Ontology annotation, cellular component: mitochondrial large ribosomal subunit; ribosome. The transcript is spliced from 4 exons. NCBI's taxonomy places the organism in Eukaryota, Fungi, Basidiomycota, Agaricomycetes, Polyporales, Epitheliaceae.